AUGGAAGAACAAUUUUGUCGUAUCUGUCGUGGUGAAGCCACUCCGGAUGAUCCAUUAUUUUACCCAUGUAAAUGCAGAGGUUCAAUCAAAUAUAUUCACCAAGGUUGUCUUGAAGAAUGGUUAAAACAUUCAGGUAGAGAUCCAAGUUGUGAUAUUUGUCAUGUCAAAUAUAAAUUCACCACACAAUUCAAAGAAGAUACACCAGAUAGAGUCCCACUAAAGUUAAUUUUUGUUAAAUUUAAAGAUACUUUUGUUCACUUGUUCCGUUACGGGUUAACAAUUUCAGGUUUGCUAUUUGGUGUUCUGAUUCAAAUACCAUUGUUUUGGAAAGCUGCUAGUAGACUAUUCACUUGGAUAAUAGAUGGUGCUAUGCCUCAUGAAGAUUUUUUGAUUUCAUUAAUUUAUGGUGAAUUACAAGUUGAAGGUGAUCCAUAUGAACUCUCAAAAAUUGCUAGUGCUUUAACUUCAAGUUAUUUUGAUUCUUUAUCAUUUUUGUUGACAUGGAUACCAAUCCAUCUGAUCCUGUUUUUGGAACACGAAUGGGUUUCAAGAGAUCCAGGUUUCAAGACUUUAAUUUUGAAGAAAAUUGGUCCAGCUGAAACUAUUGUCAACGUUGCACGUCCUACAAAUUUGAGACAUAAUGUUAAUGAUCCAGAGUAUAAUGAAAGAAUGUUAAGGGAAGUUCAAAAUCUGCAAGUGAUGUUAGAAAAUAGAAAUCAUCCUCAAAAUCAAGCAAUCCAAGAUGCUCUUAGAGUUAUUGAACAAAGACAAAAUGCUUUACAAAGAGAACGUCGUAAUGAACUACGAAGACGAAAUAAUGAAGAUGAAUUAUUGGAUGAAGAGGAUGAAGAUCAAGAUCCUGAUUUUGAACCUCGUAGUGGAGAAAGUUCUGAUAAUGAAUCUGAUGAUACAAGAGAUGAAGAUGAUCUUUUGAGACCUGAAAGACUGGAUCGUUUAAGAGAACAAAUGAGAAGAUUUGAUCAUCAAAUAGAACAUGAACCUGAAUUGGAUGAUCAAAGACCUAUCAUUCCUUUCCCAAACGCACUUGCUGCUGGUCCUCCAAAUGCUGUUAAUCCUCGUCGUCAAAUCCAAGAACCAAUUCCUGCUAGAGUCUGGGAAGCUUUCCAUGAACCACCUCGUCCAAAUGAACAACCAGCUGCACCAAAUGCAGCCAAUGCUCCUAUUUUGCCUAAUAUUGACCAAGAAGCUGCUGCUGCUCUAGCUGCUGAACGUCGUCAAGCUGCUCAAGCUCGAGGUGCUGCUGCUGCUGCUGUUGCUGCUGUUCCUCAAGAAGAUGAUGAUGUUUUAUUGUCUUUGCCAAUUUACAUGAUUAUUGUUGGUGGUGAUGCAUUUUUAGCUGUUUAUUUAUUCAUUGCAUAUUUUGUUCCAUCUGGUUUUGGUAAUUUGAUUUUCUAUUGUACUGCUUUAUUAGCAAAUGGUAUAUUAGCAGCAUUUAACAAAUUUUUGAUCAUUACAGGAGGUAAAGAAGGUUUAAACAGAUUGUUUGACUUAGCCAUUGAAACAAAAGAUAAAUUCCCAAUCACUUCAGAAUUCAUCAUUUAUUACUUUAUUUCCCCUGUUAUCACCACUCUUGAUAAUGUCUAUAGACAUAAGUUACCACAAUCAACAAUUGAAAGAAUCAUUCCAUUAUCCAUCUUUUAUGGUGCAAUUUAUAGUGGGAUCUUAUACUACUUAUCUUCAAAGACUAAAAAGCAUUCAAGAAAUAAUCCAUUGUUAGGUUUUGAACGUAAAUUAUUUGUUCUAUUGUUGGAUCUUGUCUGUACAUUCAAAGUGUUUUUGAUUUUUGCAAUUGAAUUGGUGUUUUUCCCAAUGUAUUGUGGAUUCUUAUUGGAGCUAUCAUUAACCCCGAUUUUCUCUUAUGAUACUGCACUGAUUUUAUCUAAAGUUUUUUUCAUAAAAGACUAUAUGCCUCUGACAUUUUUUGUUUAUUGGGCAGCUGGUACACUAUACAUGUGUCUGUUUGCUCUCUUUGUUGGUAUGACUAGAAAAUUUAUUUUGAGACCAGGUGUUUUGUUUUUCAUUAGAUCACCAGAAGAUCCAAAUGCUCGUUUAAUUCAUGAUGCUCUGGUUCGUCCAUUUGGUUUACAAAUUUCAAGAAUUGCUUUAUCAGGAUUUGUUUACACAUUAUUUAUUUUAAUUGGUUUUGGUGCUGUUACUCAACUUUUCAAGUUAACAGGCUCUUCUGUCUUACCAUUAGAUCUGAAAUCAUUAUCUGGUGUGUUCUUCGUUAACUUUAUCGUUUACACUGUUCGUGAGCAAAUGGAUUUAAUCAAAAAAUACGUUAGACAAUAUUGGAUCCGUGCUUUUAGAAUCACAAGUAAAAAAUUAAAAUUAUCAUCAUUCAUUUUAGGCAAACACGAUUCACGUGAAAGAGGUUAUGUUUUAUAUCGUAAUUUGAAAGCUCAAUUAGAAGGUGCUAAACCAGAUUAUACAGAACCAAAAAGUCGUUCACAAGCAAAAGAAUUAUUUAAGACUACUGAUGUUAGAGCUGUGUUCAUUCCAGAUGGUAAUUUAGUCAGAGCACCAAAACAUGAUACAGUUUCAAGAAAAUUUGUUAGAAAAUUAUUCAUUCCAGUGUCUAAAGAUGAUAAACCAUUAAAAAGUAUUAAUGAUUCUGGCCUAGAUAAAGUUGAUGAAAAAUACCCUCUGGAUGAAUUUGAUGAUUCCGAAGAUGAAUUGACAACAACAAAUCAAUAUGAAAUUGUCUAUAGACCACCUUAUUUUGGUACUAGAAUUGUCUUAUUCUUGGCCAUGUUGUGGAUUUUUGCAGCUUUGUUGAUUGUUAGUGCUAUUUUAACUGCAAAUAUUUGUGGUAAACCUUUCACUUAUUUGAUUCAAUUGUUUUUCAAUGUUACCAAAGAGGAAACUUUCAAAUGGAGUCAUUUGUACUCUAACCUUGGUCAAUCUGGUAUUAGUCUUUAUCAAUUAGAUACAACAUCCUUGGCCGUUGGUUCUCAAAUUGUUAUUCAUUUGUUAGCAUUCUAUGAUAAUGCUAUUCAAAAACGUCAUAUUCAAAUCAUGGAAGGUGAAGAUGUCGUUGGUGAAGCUGGUAAUGAUAAUGGUCAACAAGAAGCUGCUGCUAAUCACGCUGCUAAUGAAGAUAUCGCAAACGUUUUAGAGCAAGAUCUAAUCAAUGCAAGAGAACAAUUAAGACGUGAACAAGCUAAUGGUGAUAAUGGAUAUGGUUCUAUUGCUCGUGAUGUUUGGAAAUUUAUAUUAAUCACAGGGUCAAUAUUUUCUGUUACUGCUUUCUUCUUCAUUUCAGUUUGUAUCAAUAUUGCAUUGUGUGUUUCUGCACAUAUUAAUGCUAUUGAAUCACCUUAUAGACAUUUUUAUGGAAAAGGUGAAAUUGAUUAUACCAGCAUUUCAUUCCAUUUGGAUUAUAUUACUAUUCCAUUACAUUUACUUCUUGCAUCAUUCACUUUCAUUCCAUUUUUGAUGCGUUUCAGACCUGAUGUUUCAAAGAUUUUAAGGGAAGGUCCUGAUGAAGUAUUGACUUUCAAGAAUGUCUUUAAACGUUAUGCAUUACCAAUUAUCUCAAGAUUGAUUAGUGUUGAAAUGAUUGUUAUUUUGGUGAAGAUUGGUAUCACUUUGAAUGAAUAUUUUGAACAUUCAUUCCAAUAUACCAGUUUGAGAGCAGCUUUUUAUUAUAUCUUGGUUCAACAAGCCAUUUAUAAAGAUACUUUGAUUUAUUUGUGGAGUAUCAUCAUUGGUAUUAAUGUUGCUGUUAGAUUAUCUUUCAAAGGUUAUGAAUUAUUCAAAAAAAUCAAUGAACAAAUCAAAGAAGAAUAUUAUACUACAGGGAAAACUUUAGAAAAUUCCGAAAAUUCUGAAGAAACAACACCAUCAUCAUAA
Messenger RNA from Hansenula ciferrii, 3876 nucleotides. RefSeq names its product E3 ubiquitin-protein ligase SSM4 (gene SSM4). Gene Ontology annotation, molecular function: zinc ion binding. Gene Ontology annotation, cellular component: endoplasmic reticulum membrane. The transcript has a single exon. The coding region runs from base 1 to 3876 and encodes 1291 amino acids. Lineage: Eukaryota; Fungi; Ascomycota; Saccharomycetes; Phaffomycetales; Wickerhamomycetaceae. The record is from RefSeq and is a predicted model, not a curated record.